This is a messenger RNA of Paraphaeosphaeria sporulosa, 981 nucleotides long. Its product is annotated as PR-1-like protein. Bases 195 to 818 code for a protein of 207 amino acids. The transcript has 3 exons. The record is from RefSeq and is a predicted model, not a curated record. Lineage: Eukaryota; Fungi; Ascomycota; Dothideomycetes; Pleosporales; Didymosphaeriaceae.
UUCGGCUGGCUCGCUCUCUUCUACUUAUUCUUCACUUCAAUCCUCGCCCUCGACACCUAGUCGCUCAUUUAUCUCCCACCGUGCACGACAUUGCGUCUGCCGAUCUACUGUACUCACCUGGAUCCUCGGCUCCCUUUCCGUAUCCCUUUCGAGUCCCCAAUCUUCGGUAGCUGCCCGCUAUCCAGUCACUCGCUAUGAAGCUUUUCGCCCUCGUAACCGCUCUGGCAGCUGCCGCGCUGGCAGCCCCGAAUCACGCCCUCGCCGCUCGCGAUGCCCGCGAUAGCAGCGAGAUUCCCGGUAUCGAAGACCAGAAGUUCAUUAGUACUGUGCUUAAUGCUCACUGGUACUGGCGCCGCAUCCACUGCGCCCAAGAUCUCCAAUGGAACGUGACCCUUGCAGCAAUGGCCCAGAAAGACAUCCGUACUUGUACGAAGGAUGUGGAACAUAUGCGAGCCGGUAGCAACCUCAGCGGCCAAGGACCCUCACCGAAGAAGUACGACGAGUGGGUUGAGUGGGCACGCGUCAUGGUCCACGGGUGGCACGAGGAAGAGACGUUCUGGGACUAUUCGGCACGCAUGGCCAAGGGCAAGCACCAGGUCUACCACUUCACUCAGCUGGUCUGGCGAGACUCGAGCCAACUUGGCUGCGCUCUCACCGACUGCUCCGAUGUUGAGGGUGCGCGCUUCCCAGGCCGAAUCUACUGCUACUACGACCCCAUCGGCAACAAUAUCGCAGGAAACUUCAUGCAAGAGAACGUGUGGCCGCCGGUCUGUGCCGACCCUAGCAAGGCGGAGCUUGAGGCUCGCUUCGGCUUCUGAGACAUGGGAAUAUGCGCUGGUUGAGGAAAAUUGACAGAAGGCUCAUAUCGAGUUACAGCCGCGACGAACCAUGAUCGGUUCAUACUCGACCCAUCUUCGACUGCCUGCCGGCUCCCCUAGGUUGUUACUUGGAAGCCUGGCUCAGGAAAGUCGCUGUCGUGGG